Molecule: messenger RNA, 1584 nt
Organism: Daldinia loculata
Lineage: Eukaryota; Fungi; Ascomycota; Sordariomycetes; Xylariales; Hypoxylaceae
Product: NAD(P)-binding protein
Exons: 3
Coding region: 271-1251 (326 amino acids)
Source: RefSeq, a predicted model, not a curated record
GCUUAAAGAGGUCGAGCCAAUAGUAGAGAAGCGUCGAUAUUCGACAAAUGUAUAAUUCCUUUACAUUUUCAUACGCGCUUAUGUUCAUUCCCAAGUCAUUUAAGCUCCCCCCCUCUCCCUUUCUCCAAUCUUACCUUGCAUAGUCCCUUAACUCCAAGAAGCUCUCCCCCCCCUCACGAACAAAGUCCUAGUAUAACUUUACGAGACGUCCCAUAGCUUAGCUUGAUAACGUACGAUAUAUUUCUUAGUAGCUUCGUCAAGUUUACAAUCAUGGGCACCUUUCCUGGAUUUCUGUAUCGACAAGUUACCUUCAAGCCUAAGCCGCUGCCUAAGAGCCUAAACCUCAGCGGCAAGACGGCUCUGGUUACGGGUGGAAAUGCCGGUCUCGGUUUCGAGGCUGCCAAAGAGUUGACUUCUCACGGACUGUCUCGAAUCAUCCUGGGAGUGCGCAGCGUAGCCAAGGGCGAAGAAGCAAAGAAGACUCUUCUCACGCUGAACCCCCAGAUCGACGUCCAAGUAUGGGCGAUCGACCAGGAGUCUUUCGAGAGCAUCAAGAACUUCGCCGACCAGGCGGCGAGUCUCGACAGGCUAGACAUCGCCAUCCUCAACGCCGGUGUUAAGAGCAUGGAGUACGUCAAGUCGAAAACGGGCCAUGAGUUAAAUGUCCAGGUUAACCACUUAGGCACUGCUCUCCUCUCCCUUCUCAUCCUCGGACCUCUCAAGAGGACAGCCGCGGCAACGGGUUCGCCGUCGCGCCUGACAAUCGUCAGCUCGGAGAACCACUUCUGGGUGAAGCUCAAGGAGAUUAAAGGUCCCGACACGCUAGCGACCAUGGACAAGCCGGAGACUUUCGGAAAGGGCAUGGAUCGCUACAACGCAACCAAGCUACUAAAUGUGCUAUGGAUGCGCGAGCUGAGCGCCAAGGCUGCGGGUUCCAACGUUAUCAUCGAUGCCGUGAACCCCGGCUUCUGCCAGAGCACCCUGCACCGCACGGAUUCUAGCGGAUCUUCUUUUGCCAACUUGAUCGGCUGGACUGCCGCGCAGGGCGGACACUGCCUGACUGACGCCGCGACGCAGCACGAGGAAGACGGCAACGGCGCGUACAUGAGCGAACAGAGCGUUAAGAGUCCUUCUCCUUUCGUGCUCUCGCCGGCCGGACGAAGCGCGCAAACCAAGAUCUGGAACGAGACCAUCCAACUUCUCAAGGACGAAGCGCCCGGCGUCGACCUACUUGCGAACCUCCAGUCUUGAGGCCACACAGUUUUGUACCAUGAUCAAAAUCGCAUAUUGUUCGUAUUAUUAGCAAGCGCGGCUGGUAGCCGGGAGGAGUAUCUGGACAAAAUUGUUUCAAGUCUAGUAGUUUAGCUUUCUGUACCCGAUUAUUACCCAUAUAGAUUCACCAAUACCAUUGAAUAUUUGUCGAGACUGUCAAAGCUCUAUGUGUGUUUUCUGUUUUCAAGUGUCAUGUUAUGCAAAGGUGUAGUGUUUAUUCCUAGUCAAAAUUGGUGUGGGGGUAUUGAAAAUUGAAAAUUGAAAGUCCUAGACUAAAUAGACUAAGGUAUACUUGGUACUUGGAGACCCUUU